Puccinia graminis f. sp. tritici CRL 75-36-700-3 is the source of this 2783-nucleotide messenger RNA. Its product is annotated as STE/STE20/PAKA protein kinase. Lineage: Eukaryota; Fungi; Basidiomycota; Pucciniomycetes; Pucciniales; Pucciniaceae. The coding region runs from base 64 to 2370 and encodes 768 amino acids. Gene Ontology annotation, molecular function: protein serine/threonine kinase activity; ATP binding. Gene Ontology annotation, cellular component: cytoplasm. Gene Ontology annotation, biological process: protein phosphorylation; regulation of MAPK cascade; intracellular signal transduction. The transcript has 7 exons. The record is from RefSeq and is a predicted model, not a curated record.
GUGCUGAUCACCAAAAACCAAACAAAACCAAAAAAAAACAACAAACUCACCAAAAAGAACAAGAUGAGAACCUCAUCAAGCUCAUCCCAACAACAACAACCAACAACAACCAACAACUCACCAUCUUCAUCUUCAUCAGACUCACCAGCAACCCAGAGCCAACAAGCACCAUGGGAAGAAGGAUAUCAGCAACACACUAACUCAAUCGUAGCCAUGAUCGAAAAGAACGACAUCAACAAGAACAACUCACUCCUACUAGACCCAAACACUGCUGCUGCUGCUUCCUACUACCUCUCUGACUCAUCAAACCAACCAUCGAUGUUCUCAGGAUCACCAACAAACCAAUCAUCAAUCGAUCACCACCAACAAAACAACAACCAAAACGAACCAUCAUCAUCAUCAUCACUCACCCAUAACAACAACAACACCACCACUAACAACAACAACCCAAUCAGUCCCAUCUCUCCAAACGGAAUCGAUUCAAAAGACUCAUCAAAACCCAAAAAAGAUCGAAGAGAAACAACCAUCAAGAGCGUCUUUGGCGGUUUCGUCAGCUCAGUCAACGAUUUAUUAUCCAAUCAGAAAAAGGUCGAAGUCUCAGCACCCUACGAUCCAGUCCAUCUAACUCAUGUCGGAUUCAACUCCAACACCGGAGAGUUCACCGGUCUACCCAAGGAGUGGCAGAUCAGACUACAAGAAUCCGGUAUCUCUCGUCAGGAGCAAGAGGCCCAUCCCCAGGCCGUCAAGGAUAUCGUUGCCUUCUAUCAGGAUGCUACCAAGGUCGAUGGCGAAUUGCAGUUCGAUGACGUCUGGCAGAAGUUCGGACACGUAGCCGAAGCUGACCUCCAUCAGCCACUCAAAGAUCCUUCCGGCGUGGUCUUUGAAAACCCGCGAUCAGCACCCGCACCCCCACCACCCUCUCGUCCGAACCUUGCCCUCCGCUCUCAGACUACUCUCCCACCCACUGGCCUCACCUCGGCAAGUUCGAUGAGCAGACGUCCAUCGGACUCGAAUGCACCAGUCACCUCCCCAGUUCAGCUCACCAGCUCGAAAUCAUUUACCGGUCGACCUUCCAAGUCUAAAGCCCGACCCAACUCACUCGAUGCCCCUUCGAUUCACGCCCAACCAUUGUCAGAUAAGGAGCAAACUCAUUCCAGCCAGCCCCCACUCGAUCGCUCCAAGUCCUACCGCAACCCGAACAAAUCACCCCAUCCAGCUUCCUCUUCUCCCACCAACUGGUCCGUCCAACCCAGCCCCGCCAAACUUAAUAAUACCGUCGCCAAGGGUAUACCCAUCCCUCAGAGACCCGCCCCUCCUAAACCAUCGAGCUCCUCUAAACUCGGCAAAUCUAGCUCCGUCAAAGUCUCAGCCUCUUCCUCCUCUCCUAACGCUCAUCAGGCUCCCUCAUCGGUCCCCCGGAAACGCGAACAGAAAUCAACAAAGGUCUCCGAUCAAGAAAUCAUCGCUCGGUUGAAGGCCAUCUGUACCGAUGCUGACCCCACCAAAUUAUAUCGAAAUCUGAUCAAGAUCGGCCAAGGUGCAUCGGGAGGAGUUUACACGGCAUACCAAGUGGGCACAAAUUCAUUAGUGGCGAUCAAGCAGAUGAAUCUAGAGCAACAGCCCAAGAAGGAUCUGAUCAUCAACGAGAUCGUCGUCAUGAAGUCCUCGACCCACCCCAACAUUGUGAACUUUAUCGACUCCUUCCUGCUCAAGGGAGAUCUAUGGGUGGUCAUGGAGUACAUGGAGGGCGGUUCCUUGACGGACGUGGUGACCUGUAACAUCAUGACUGAGGGGCAGAUCGCCGCCGUCUCUAAGGAGGUCCUCCACGGCCUCUACCAUCUCCAUUCUCAUGGCGUCAUCCAUCGGGAUAUCAAGUCCGAUAACGUCCUACUCUCCCUACAGGGCGACGUCAAACUGACCGAUUUCGGCUUCUGUGCCCAGAUCAACGAGGGCAAUGCUAAGCGGACCACCAUGGUCGGCACACCCUACUGGAUGGCCCCGGAGGUAGUGACGCGCAAGGAGUAUGGACCGAAGGUGGACAUCUGGUCCUUAGGGAUCAUGUGUAUCGAGAUGGUCGAGGGCGAACCGCCAUAUCUGGCCGAUAACCCGCUCAGAGCUCUCUAUCUGAUCGCCACCAAUGGGACACCCAAGCUCGAUAAGACCAAGUAUUCGAGCCUCUUGCUCGACUUCCUGGGCUUCGCGUUGGAGGUCCAGGUGGACCGCAGACCCGACUCGGUCGGCCUCCUCAAUCAUAAAUUUAUCACACACCAUUGCGCACCUACGUCGACUAAUAAAAAUAACAAGUUGGAUCAUCUUAGGUCGCUUGGGCCUCUUAUUAAGGCUGCGAGACAACAAGCUAAAGGAAAAUAAUCUUCUCUUCCUUUUACUUUGCCAACUCGUUUUUUUUUCUUUCUUUUCUUCUAUUCUUCAUCUUCUUCUUGUGAUCAAAUCACCUCACUUUCCUUUUAUAUUUUUAUCUUCUAUUCCUCCACAUAUAUACAUAUAUACAUAAAGAUAUAUAUAUAUAAUUUGGUCUGGGUCUUGUGAUCAGUCUUCUUUAUCAUUUCUCAUUUUAUCAUCUCCCAUCUCAUUUUUUUUCAAAUCAUCAUACAUAUACAUUCAUUAGUUUGGUUGAGCUGUGUUCAUGUUGUUGGUUUCUCUCUCAUUUUUAUUGAGGGCUUGGUUUGUGAUUUUGUGUUGUUUAUGAUGUUUGUGAAGUGAUUUGGAGUUCUACAUACAUAUAUAAAGAAAAAAUGAAAGGGAGAGGUAUAUGAGGUGGGUUG